Camelina sativa (false flax) is the source of this 1447-nucleotide messenger RNA. Lineage: Eukaryota; Viridiplantae; Streptophyta; Magnoliopsida; Brassicales; Brassicaceae. The record is from RefSeq and is a predicted model, not a curated record.
AUGCGUUUGAAUGACGGUGAGGCAUAUGCAUACCUGCUUAAUGCCCUUGCUCCAGAACACAGUACACAUGUGGCAUUAGAUACUAAAGACCCCACAGAAAGAGCAAAAAAGGUUCUUGAGCAGGCUGAGAAGCUGGAUUGUAAACGAUACCUAUCUCCUAAAGAUAUAGUGGACGGCUCAGCAAACCUUAAUCUUGCUUUUGUGGCACAAAUAUUUCAGAACAGGAAUGGAUUGACUGUUGACAGUUCAAAGACGUCAUUUGCUGAGAUGAUGACAGAUGAUGUGGAAACUUCACGAGAAGAAAGAUGUUUCCGCCUAUGGAUUAAUAGUCUUGGCACUGCCACUUACGUCAAUAAUGUUUUUGAGGAUCUGAGGAAUGGGUGGGUUCUUCUUGAAGUUCUCGACAAAGUUUCACCUGGCUCGGUCAACUGGAAACACGCAAAUAAACCUCCCAUAAAAAUGCCAUUCAAAAAGGUUGAGAACUGCAAUGAAGUUGUAAAGAUCGGGAAGGAACUGCGCUUCUCCCUUGUCAAUGUAGCUGGUAAUGACAUUGUGCAAGGAAAUAAGAAACUACUUCUCGCACUCUUGUGGCAACUAAUGAGAUAUACAAUGCUCCAACUUCUGAAGAACUUGAGAUCUCACUCGCAAGGUAAAGAAAUUACAGAUGCAGAUAUUCUAAACUGGGCGAAUAGGAAAGUGAAGAGAGGGGGCCGAACUAGUCAGGCUGAGAGCUUCAGGGACAAGAACCUGUCAAGUGGAAUGUUCUUUCUGGAACUUCUUAGUGCGGUAGAGCCAAGAGUUGUCAACUGGAGCCUCGUUACCAAUGGCGAAACAGAGGAAGAUAAGAAGUUGAAUGCCACAUACAUCAUCAGUGUUGCACGAAAGCUCGGAUGCUCCAUAUUCCUGUUGCCUGAGGAUAUCAUAGAGGUGAACCAGAAGAUGAUGCUUAUUUUGGCGGCCAGCAUCAUGUACUGGAGCCUCCAGCAACAAUCAGACACAGAGUCUAAUGUCUCAGAAGAUGCCACUGAUGAAGGCGAUGCAAGCUCUGUUGCUGGUGAAAUCACCAAUUUGUCCAUCGAUGGGGGUUCUGAGUCCAGUCCCACCUCCCAGGAUCAAGAAUUGCUGACAAAGGCAGACAAGGAUGAGGAUGAGGUUGAUGGUGAGAAUAAGAAAGAUGCAUAAUGCGUUUGAAUGUUAAUUUGAUCGCUCUUUUUUGGUUUUUGUUGCGUGAAGUUUUGAGCCUUGGAUUUUUUAUUGGCACAAAGGAAAUCCAAAAGAAAGAAAGAAGAAAAAGGUUUGAUGUAUACAAACAAAGAGGCUUUUUGGUACACAAUGUAAAACUAAUUGUGUACCUAAACCUCAUUUUUGAAUUGUGAAAGUUCUAUUUUAUUUUUUGAACAUCUUUUUUUUUUUGAACAAUGGUGGGAAAUAGUAAUGAAGUCAUCUA